AUGUGAUUUAUCGCCAUAACUGUUUUGUUGUUGUGUGUUAAUCCAACAACUAGAAAAAUGGAUGUCUUUUUGACAAUUCGUCAGAAAAAGACAACAAUUUUUACCGAUGCCAAAGAAUCAACUACUGUCAAUGAGGUAAAGAAGAUUAUUGAAGGAAUUUUAAAAGUGGCUCCAGAAAAUCAAAAACUUUUUAAAGAUGAUCAGCCUUUAACUGAUGACAAUAAAACAUUGAGUGAUUGCGGAUUUACAAGUGCUACAGCUCGUGCCCAGCAACCAGCUACUAUUGGUCUAGCAACUAGAAAGGAUGAUGGUGAAUUUGAAAAUUUGGAGAUAACGCCAUUGUCUAAUCCACCAGAACUGCCAGAUGUCAUGAAACCCCAAGAAUCAACUUCCUCUCAUGCCCAGGAGCAAGCUGCGUCUUAAUUUAUUAUCUUAGUCUUAUAACUCCAUUCUAUUAAUCUGUAUAUUUGAAACAAAAUAUCCUCAAUUCCUUUUUUUAUCUGCAAAUUGCACAAAGAGAACUCAAAUUUUGUUGUUAGCUUCUGAGGCGUUGUUUGGUAUUGUAGUAAAUUUUUAAAGCAUUAUUGAAACAUAUUCAGGGUAUGGUCACUCUCUAAAUUUAAAUGGGCAACUUUUAUUUCUUUUCAUUAUUUAACUCUGGGGUCUUGUGGUAAUCGCAAGAAAUAUCAAGGACAUUAUUGAUAUACAGGAAUGUUACUUUGUAUCUAACACAUUUUAUAAUUCUUGAGCAUUUUUGAUUGUCAAUGUAAUUUGAAUAUUAAUUUACAUCAAACUUCUAAACAUAUGUUAAGUUUUUCCCACAAGAUUUCAAUGAAAAUGUAGUAGUAUUCUAACGAUAAUAUGUCCUCAGAGUUGGCCCUGAUAAUAAUUUCUCAGGCCUUUUCACAAAACAAAAGUUGUCAAUGAAUCUAGGAAGUUCUAUAAUCCUUAUCAUAAUUUCUGGGGUCUAUUCACAAAAACUUGUCUCAAGAAAUACUAUAAUCUUAUUGGUUAAUUAACUAAAUUUAUAAUUAAUCUUAGUCGUUAACCAUACAAGUUCAGAUUUACAAGUUUUGGACCUCUAUACAUGUGAUUGAAUAUAUCAAUGUAAUGCAACAGUCAAAGAUUUCUACUCAACAGUGGGAAAUUAGUUAUGAAAAUUUUGAGUUCAGCUUCAAUAUCAAAUGCUUAAUGUUAUUAUUGAAAAUAAAACAAUGGGGCAUAACAUUGAAGUCAUUCAGCUUUACUUAAUUUUAAAACAACUUUCAAAUUCAUGCACCUAACUUUAUCAUUGUCAUUCUGAUUUUAUUUCAAAGUCUUCAAAUUCUCUGAUUUUUUUUAAUCUUGGUUAGUGACUGCUUAUAUUCAUUAGCUUGCUUUGUUGGCAAAAAUAAAUUUGAUUUCCUAGGCUGGAUAUAAUAUGCUGGUCAUCAAUUUUAUCCCCUCAUGUUUUAUUAAACUCUUCCACACACAUGUACUUUCUAUUAAUAUGAAACUGUAUUUGUACUAUUGGAAGAGCUCAAUUAUAAAUCUAGGGGUGUUUUUGCUGCCUGUUAAUCUAUAUCCAGCCUUGGAUAUUUGCAUAAAUUUAUGUCCAAGGUUGAUAUAAAAUUGCCUUCGUUCAAUUCCGCUCAUAUCAAUUAGUUUGGGGCAGGUAGUCUUCUUUCUGUGAAUUGUUUUUCAACAAGAUUUUUUAGAGAUCCUAUUAUUAUUAUAAAUAAAGUGAAAUUUGUUUUUAUAAAA
This is a messenger RNA of Lottia gigantea (owl limpet), 1743 nucleotides long. RefSeq lists its product as hypothetical. Gene Ontology annotation, molecular function: protein binding. Gene Ontology annotation, cellular component: VCB complex; elongin complex. NCBI's taxonomy places the organism in Eukaryota, Metazoa, Mollusca, Gastropoda, Lottiidae. Bases 58 to 423 code for a protein of 121 amino acids. The transcript has 4 exons. The record is from RefSeq and is a predicted model, not a curated record. Gene Ontology annotation, biological process: transcription elongation by RNA polymerase II.